This is a messenger RNA of Elgaria multicarinata webbii, 2292 nucleotides long. It is a transcript of the gene MMP23B, whose product is annotated as matrix metallopeptidase 23B. Gene Ontology annotation, molecular function: metalloendopeptidase activity; zinc ion binding. The record is from RefSeq and is a predicted model, not a curated record. Lineage: Eukaryota; Metazoa; Chordata; Lepidosauria; Squamata; Anguidae. Gene Ontology annotation, biological process: proteolysis; collagen catabolic process; extracellular matrix organization. Bases 242 to 1414 code for a protein of 390 amino acids. Gene Ontology annotation, cellular component: extracellular matrix. The transcript is spliced from 8 exons.
CAGAAGUUUAAUGUAAAGUCUCCCCCUUUUUUUUUCCUUUACCAAAAAAGAAAAGAAAAAGUUGUGUGAAUUUCCAGCAAAGUUUGCUAUUCCUGCAAACUCUGCAGCUCUGUUCCGAGGAGGCUUACGCCUCCUGCUUUCAAACCGGAUCCAUUUCUGUUCCUCUCUUCCCUCUGCCGUGUCGGCUGUACAGUUUUAAUUAAAGGCAGCCACGGAGGAUACCGAACAGCUCCCUGCAGGGAUGUCUCUUUUCUUCCCACUGGUUGACAGGCAGAAAAAUCUUAUAUAUCGAUGCAUCUUGAGAUUGAUGUACAUUUUCCCACUCUUGAUUCUAUUAGCUGCUUUGGGAGACACACUUGAGACAGAAACGCCGCAAAUCCAGGAAGAAGCAGCUUUCCCCGGAUUACCUCACGGCAUUCCCCCGGCUCUCCGCAAUCGUGAGUUCCCACCACAUCCCCACAUCCGGAAGAAACGCUACACCCUUACGCCGGGGGAGCUCAAGUGGGACCACUUCAAUAUAACGUACAAGAUUCUGUCCUUUCCCAGAAACCUCAUCAACCAGAGCCAGACGAGGAAGGCGCUGGCUACCGCCUUCCGCAUGUGGAGUGAUGUCUCUCCCUUCAACUUUUGGGAGGUGCCACCGAGCGCACCCAGUGAUCUGAAAAUUGGCUUCUAUCCCAGAAACCACACAGACUGCUUGGAGUCCCACAUCCACCAGUGUUUCGAUGGCACAACAGGAGAGCUAGCCCAUGCCUUUUUCCCCCAGACCGGUGAAAUCCACUUUGAUGAUGAUGAAUACUGGAUUGUGGGCAACACUCGUUUCAGCUGGAAAAAGGUUGUCUGGCUCACAGACCUGGUCCACAUUGCGGCCCACGAAAUCGGCCACGCCCUGGGCCUCAUGCACUCCCUGGAUCCGAACGCCUUGAUGCACCUCAACGCUACGCUGACUGGGAAAAACACCAUUACGCGGGACGAGAUGUGGGGCAUCUUCAGGCUUUACGGCUGUAAAGAUAGAGUUUUCGUGUGUCCAACAUGGACUCGGAAAGGUUUCUGCAGGACACGCCCUAAGUUCAUGAAAAAGCAUUGUCCGUACAGCUGUGAUUUCUGCGUGGAUUUCCCUUUCCCAACGGUGGCCCCAACUCCUCCUCCCCCAAGGAUGAAAACAAGAAUCAUCCCAGAAGGCAGGAACAUCACCUUCCGAUGUGGCCGGAAGAUCAUGCACCAAAAGGGCAAAGUUUACUGGUAUAAAGACAAGGAGUUACUGGAAUAUUCCUAUCCUGGCUACGUCUUUCUUGACAAUGACCACAUGAGCAUCAUUGCCAAUGCAAUUAACGAAGGGACCUACACUUGCAUUGUGAAGAAAAAGUCGAAGGUCCUGACCACCUAUUCCUGGAGAGUUAAACUGAAACAUUAGCUGAGGCCCUUUGCAAAGACUACAGAAACCGGGAUGGUUCUGCCCCAUGUCGGACUUCUCCUCCUCUCUGCCGUCUGUAUAUCUUACUUUCAGCGACGCGUCUCAACCUACAAAAGCAACAAUCCCACCACCCACUCUGGGCACUUGUGCAAGGACACUGGGACUUCCUCUACCAGAGAUGAUCACUUCCAGAGAAGACGAGUGCAAACCGUGUUAGAAGGUCUGUGUGCUCUAUUUCAACAGCUCCGCCUUUCUCAACUGUGGUGCCCCGAUGCCAGGGCCGGCCCGCCCUACCAUUAAGAAGAGUGAUGCCGUAGCCUCAGGCGGCACGUGCUGGGAGGUGGCAGCAUGCUGUAGGAGGAGAGGGCUGGGUCUGCACCCCCUAAGUUAGCCUGCUGCCUCCCAGCAAGAAGGAGGGUUUGUUGCCAAUGUCAAAGAAAAUUCAACCAUCAGCCCAGGUGUUUUUUGUACAUACAAUGGGAAGGCGUGCCAUCUUGUCCUCAGUCUGCAAACUUUCUUGGGCCAGACCUGCCAGAUGCUGUGAGUCUAGAAUUCCCACCCUGCCUGCCCUUUGGGCACACUAGCUGGGGAUGAUAGGAACUGUGGUGCAACAUAAUCUCGGGACGUUAGCUUGGGAAAGGCUGCCUAAAUCAGGGGUGGGUAGAUUCAUUGGUAGAUCUCUGAGUGAUUAAUACUAGUAGAUCAGCAAUUCCCAAUCAUUGCACAAGUGCAACAACCAAAAAGCGUUUUUUUUCCUCCUGAAUUAGGUUGCUGGAAAGGAAUGAUGAAGGGAAAACCAGGAGUGGAGUUUUGGGUGGAAGGGCUGAAGAGCCUGCUGCUGGUCCUAGUCACAAAUAUCUAGGCUAGGAGCCCAGAGA